Molecule: messenger RNA, 11422 nt
Organism: Sorex araneus (European shrew)
Lineage: Eukaryota; Metazoa; Chordata; Mammalia; Eulipotyphla; Soricidae
Gene: RNF217
Product: ring finger protein 217
Exons: 6
Coding region: 119-1720 (533 amino acids)
Biological process (GO): protein polyubiquitination; ubiquitin-dependent protein catabolic process; positive regulation of proteasomal ubiquitin-dependent protein catabolic process
Cellular component (GO): ubiquitin ligase complex; cytoplasm
Molecular function (GO): zinc ion binding; ubiquitin conjugating enzyme binding; ubiquitin protein ligase activity
Source: RefSeq, a predicted model, not a curated record
ACCCGGAAGCAGAAGCGGGGCCGCGAAUCGAGCCGAGCCGCUGCCCCCGCUGCCCGCCGGCGCCGGCUGGGGGUCCCGGCGGCUGGAUGGGCGGCGGCGGCGCGGGCCGCGGGCGGCGAUGGGCGAGGAGCAGAGCACGGUGAGCGGCGGCGGCGGGGCCCCCGAGGCGCGGGUGCCCGCCGCGGGCGCCACGGCCCCCACCGGACCCCCGAGAGCGCGGGGGGACAGCGCCGGGGCGCCCGGGCCUCGAGCCCUCGCGGCCGAGACGGCCGGCGGGGGCUGCGGAAGCGACGCGGGCUGCGCCGACCCGAGCCGCGUCCCGGAGCCCGCGAGGACCCGCGGGGGCACGGGCUGGAGGCAGAGCCCGGCGGCGGCGGCGGCGGCGGGGCAGCGCGUGCAGCUGGCACUGCCCGGGCCCCUGAGCCCGCAGGCGCUGCAGCUGCAGCUGGCGGCGGAGUCGGCGGCCGAGACCGGGCACCCGCGCGAGGAAGGGGAUGAGGAAGCCCCCGAGGCGCCCGGCGCCGGGGCCCGGGACGGACUGGGCUUGGACGUGCUGGGCCCGCGGCGGCCGCCCCCCGCCAACAGGCACGUCUUCUGCUCCGUGUACUGCGUGGAGAACGACCUGCCCGACGUCCCCGCCGCCCCGCGGCCCGCGUCGCCACCCCGGGGCUCGCCGGUGACCCACCCGCCGCCUGGCACUCCAGCUUCCUCGCCCGGCCCCCCGGCGGCGGACCCUCUUGCCCCCGACGGCGGCAGCAUCGAGCUGGAGUUCUACCUGGCGCCCGAGCCUUUCUCCGUGCCCAGCCUGUUGGGAGCGCCCCCCUACUCGGACCUGGGUGGGGUCGGGGACCCCUAUGCGCCCCUCAUGGUGCUGAUGUGCCGGGUGUGCCUGGAAGACAAGCCCAUCAAGCCCUUGCCCUGCUGCAAGAAGGCCGUGUGCGAGGAGUGCCUCAAAGUCUACCUGAGCUCCCAGGUUCAACUUGGCCAAGUGGAAAUCAAAUGCCCUAUCACAGAAUGUUUUGAAUUCCUGGAAGAAACCACAGUCAUCUAUAACUUAACACAUGAAGACUCCAUCAAAUAUAAAUACUUCUUGGAACUUGGCCGUAUUGAUUCUAGCACCAAGCCAUGUCCUCAGUGCAAGCACUUUACAACCUUCAAGAAAAAAGGACACAUCCCCACCCCUUCCAGAUCGGAGAGCAAAUACAAAAUCCAGUGCCCCACUUGCCAAUUUGUCUGGUGUUUUAAGUGCCACUCUCCUUGGCAUGAAGGUGUUAACUGCAAGGAGUACAAGAAAGGAGACAAAUUGUUGCGUCACUGGGCCAGCGAAAUUGAGCAUGGACAGAGGAAUGCCCAGAAGUGUCCAAAGUGCAAGAUCCACAUCCAGAGAACUGAAGGAUGUGACCAUAUGACUUGUUCACAGUGUAACACUAAUUUUUGUUAUCGAUGUGGGGAGAGGUAUCGCCAGCUCCGUUUCUUUGGAGACCACACAUCAAACCUCAGUAUAUUUGGAUGCAAAUAUCGCUACCUCCCAGAGAGACCUCAUCUAAGGAGAUUAGUGCGAGGGUCAGUCUGUGCUGGAAAACUAUUCGUUGCACCUCUAAUCCUGGUUUUGGGAUUAGCACUAGGGGCCAUAGCAGUUGUUAUCGGUUUAUUUGUAUUUCCUAUCUAUUGCCUUUGUAAAAAACAGAGAAAACGGUCACGGACAGCUAUGCACUGGUGAAACUUGCAACGGCUUUCAUCUGCCUAAGCCGGUCAGAGUGGGAGCCUUACAGGACAGGGCGCUGUCUGAAAGCCAAAUCUUGAAAAACACCGAAAGAAAUCUUCUGUAUCUCGCCUCCCUGUGGUUCUCUGCAGACCACAAUGCCUCUAGCACCGGUGCACUCCCAACAUUGGUACCCUGACCUUUCCUUCCACAGAUUGCUGCUUCUAAUGAAAACGGUCACUUUCAUAGACUAUAAACAUCUGUAUCAUAACUCUGACUUUCUUAAUGGUUCUUGGAAGAAAAUAGUUUUAAUUAGGAACCACUUAUCUUCAGAACUCUCUGAGCAUUGCUUGGACAGUCUUCGUACCUGCACCUCCCUCCAGGCCAUCUUCUGAGACUAGGUGUGAAUAGCAGAAGUGCCACCUGUACCAGCAAACAGAGAGAGCCACUAGUAAGAAGAUGAAGGCUCAUCAUUUGCACCUGUUUUCAUCUGUGCCCCAAGCAGUCUAACUCCUUCAUUCUUCAGAUGUUAUGCUUGUUAAACAUGCCCAAAAGGGAAGUAGUGAAACUAAAUUAAUGAGAAGAAUCUUGAGUUACUGAAGUGUUUAUGUGUGGGGUAUAAAUGUGUGUAUAUAAAUAGCUAUAUUAAACUUAGGCCCGAUAACCUUGCACUUGUCAAGUUCCAUGCCUUUACAUUAUAUUUCCAUGGUUUUGUGGCCAUAGUUAAAGAUGAUGUUUCCUUUGUGGGCAUAGUCUGUUAAUAUAAAGAAUUCAAACCAAUGUAGGCAACAGGCUUUCAGUGUUUAUCCUUUCUAUUUCUUCCUCUCCCUCCUUUUCCUACAUACACACAGAGAAAUUCAUGCAGUGUCACCGCAAGGAUUACCAACUAUAAGGCUAUGAAUGAAAGAUGGCUUUUAGGAAAUUCUUAAGACUUAAGUGUUCGGUCUUCAUGUUUCUUGUAUUUUAGCAUACCUGUUUAAAUAUAUCAAUAAAUUCAUCAGACUUGAUUAAUUUAAGCAACAAGGUUAAUUUGCUUAACCUUUAAAACAAUCCCUCUUUUGAUAUUGUUUCUAAACCAAUUUACUGUGGCAGAUAAUUCUGUACUAGGUCAAGGUGUAAUACUCAGUAACCCCACUUCCCAGCUUUCUUUUCUCCUUCUUAUUUUUCCUGAAAACAAAUGCUAAUUUUGAAUUUUUUUUCUUAUGCUUACUGUUCAAAUGCAUAAUGUGUUGGUAGCUUCUUUUGGGGGGAGAUAAUAUAUAUUGAAAACAAGAUGUUUUCAAACUAUAUAUUUAUAUAAUUUGUCCAUGGGUUUAUCCUAAGACAUAAUUUUAGGAAAAGAAAACAAAAAUAGUGAAGGAAAUAUUUUCAGAAAUUUUAUCAAAGUAAUGUCUUUUAAAAUACAAGAAAAAAGCAAAUACCUCUUUCCUGUUUCCAUCAAAGAAGCUCAUAGCAGAAAGGAUGUAAAAAUCCUAAAAAGCCUAAUGUCUCCAAUUGUCUCCUAAUCCUUGAAAUUAAUUGUCUGCCAUAGAUGUCAUCUGUCUUCAAUCUUGUCAGACUUGAAAUAUAUUGUGAUAAGACAUGCAUUAACAUGGAUCAUUUGUUUUUGUGGGCUCCAGAGGAUAAGAACAUUUAUCAUUUUGUUUGACUUUAGAAGGCCAUGAUAGUGAAAGUUUACUUGCAUGGAUAACUAGCCAGCACAUGUCCAUUUUUCUGAAUCAGUGUCCUACAGCUUUUGUGCUAGUCUUUUUCCACAUAGACUAGGGUAUGCGCUUAAUCAUUCUGGAAUGGUGUAUUUCUAAACCAUGAUGUGGUGCAAGAAAAAGUAAUGCUCUAGCUUCACAAGUUCAUCUUUUCAUUUAUCCACCCAUCCAUUUGACAAAAUAUUUACCGAGUGCCUAUAUUACAUACUCUAGUACUAAAACUGAAAUAAGACUUUCUAGCUGAACUCCGUGUAUUUCUGUUGUUAAGAGUGUUUAAUUUUGAUAAAUUUGUCUUCUCUGAUUUAGGCAUUAGUUUGACAAUAAUAUGAAUAUGGUGAAUACUAAAUUAGUGAAUAUGCUUAUAUGUGAUAUAUGUGUGUGUAUUUAUACAUGUUAGUGUAUGAAUAUGAAUACAUAUCCCACAUGUAUACAAACUAGGUAAAUCAUAUAUUCUCUGGUCUUAGAGAAUCUAUUUUCCUAGGUUAUUGUCAUCUGGUGUCUUUGGCCUACUCAGGGAUUUUUAUUCCUUUCUUUGAAUAACUUAUCUUUUGGAGAUAUUUUUAUAUUAUUUGGAAGUGUUCCAAUUUUCCAGUUACACAGGAGCGUCUCUUGUCAGUGAAGUCUGUUUCGUCAACGCUUGAAAUAGGAUGCACAGUGUUGCACAGGAUUUUCACUUUUCUAUUGUAGAAAUUUUCUUAAUUAACAUGCAUUUUUCUCUUAAAAGUUGAUAUAUAGAUAUAUAUAUGUAUUAGGCCUUUCCCCUUUCCCUGCCAGUGACUUGAAGUAAUUAUAUUUUUACAUCAUCAUCAAGAUCCUAAAAAAGAGGGAGAAAUUUUUAAAAAGUGUUAUUUAUAAGACAGUGCCAACAUUGAAGGUGUAAAACAGUUGUAGUAAAAUGGGGGGAGGGAGUGGGGAGUGGACAAAUUCUACAAACUACCUUAGAAAAAGAAGUGUACACAUAAGAUAAAUAUCUUUCUAGCUAAAUCUUACCAUUUUUAUGUUUUUACUGUAAAUUUAAUAUAAACUCCAUUUAAAAAUCAAGCUAUAUAGAAUUUUAAAAUACAGAUUCCUCUGUUUACCCUACCCCUUACUUUUUUAGGGGUUACCUCUGUUACUAUUUGGUGUUUUUCCUUCCAGACACUUUCUACAAGUAUACAAAAAGUAAGUGUGUAUAUGGUACAUGUGUCUCUGUAUUGGUUUUAUACAAACAUAAUAACAAUAUUAUGUCUUGUGACUUUUUUAUUUUAUUUUAUAUUGAUAAACACCUUUCCAUAAGAGUUUAAAUAAAUAUGUAUUAUUCUUUUAUAUAUUACUCCAUAUUGUAUUGCAGGGCUGGAAUUAAAUUUGUUUUACAGAUUUAUACUUGUAAAACAAAUUCCUAAUUUAUACUUGUAAAUUUGUUCCCUAUUAAAUGGACAUCAAGAUCAGUUCCACUUAUUUGUUACAAAACAUCAGUGAAGGUCCUUUAAAUAUAUUUUGUUUCGUGUGAACAUUUUCAUAAGUUUUUCGAUUUUGAUUUUUAUAAGAUAUUCAUAAUAAAAUAUCAGUGAAUUUUAGUGAAAAAUACCAUAAAGAGAAUGUAUUCAAACUUGUUUCUCAGUGAAAAGGGAGACCUCAUAUAAGUAUUUAAGUGGAGGAAGUGGAUGAUUUUGUGGGGGGCGGGGGAGACAAAGGAGGGGGCACUACCCAGUGAAGCCAGAGCCACAGCCAGCUGUUCUUGGCCCUGACAGUGCAGUAGUCCCGCUCACUGACGUUGUGAUCAGGCCCAGAGUGCUGGGUCCCCUGGCCCACAGCCCAAAGUGAACCAGGUAAUGUUGCUCAUCCAACACAGGACUUGAUGAAGCACUCUCAAGUCUUAGAAGUGCCUGGUUUUUAAAGACACUCCUUUGCAAGAUGAUUUCACUCCUGGUUGAUUAGCCAAAUAAAUAUCAGGCCAAAACGUAUUUUAAAAUUAUAUUGUCUUCCAGUAACAGUAAAACACAAUUAUGCAAAUACGUUCUACAUAGUAAAUAUUCAUUGCCUUUGGAUUUCCUGAUGUUAAUCUUUGAGUGAUAUAAAUAAAGAGCCAGACCUCAUUAUCUGGCAUCUGUCAUCACUGAUGUCAUUAACAUCUGUCAUCACUGGGUCAAGUAUCACUGGGAAGCACCUCCCCCACAAAAAAAAGAAAGGAAGAGAAAGAAAGAAAGAAAGAAAGAAAGAAAGAAAGAAAGAAAGAAAGAAAGAAAGAAAGAAAGAAAGAAAGAAAGGAAGGAAGGAAGGAAGGAAGGAAGGAAGGAAGGAAGGAAGAAAGGAAGAAAGAAAGAAAAAAGAAUAGUCAAUAAAUGAAAUAAUCAUGUUUGUUUGUCACAUUUUUAAAACCAUUAUCCAUGUUCAUGCAUGUUGCUCCACAAAAGUACUUAAUUAGGCUUUUGUAAAGACAAGGAAGCAGUAUGUUGGCAAUUAUGAAUGUCAACAAAUAGCCAUAGAAAAAUAAGUUAGACCCAUGGGAGGUUUUAUGGUUUGUUUGGGGAUGCUUCAGAUGAUGGACUAGCAUGAAGCAUUUAUUUUACCAUAAAUUCUGUUGGUUUCCUUGGAAUUUUUUGUCGGCAGACUUGGUACAAGCAACAUCCUGUUGCCACCACCUUGAUUUUCUGAUAGGUGCUACUGUAUCUUGAAGGUAAAACAGGAAAAUAAUCAAAGAUAAUUACGUUCAAAAUCCGAUUCAUUUAAUUGUACUGUAGUGUCAGGAUUCAGUGAUGCCUGUCAAGAAAUUCCCUGUCCUGUGCCAUUCACCAUGUUGUGAGUCUCAAGGGUCCAGUUGAGCCUUUAUCUUUGAACCCUAACACUCAAACAGAAUAUCUGGCUCAGGGCUUCCUCUAAACACCUACCAACCACUGUAAUCCCUUCUAGUCCCUGGUUACCCACCCCAAACCAUUUUCUCCACUCCCUGAUGCUCUUACUAGCUCCUCUUCACACAGAGAGGGUGAGAGAGGAGGGAUGAAAAACUUUUUGCAUACAAAAAUCUCAUUUUUUCUGACCUUCCUUGCCUGCCUUUGUCUUUGCACCUGAGAUCUUCCCCCGUUAAAUAAAUACAAUUGUUUGUAAUAUUAGAUUUUUAUGCUGCCUAUUAAAUUCAUGAUUAUUAUUUUUUUAAAAAACGUAGUGGCCUAAAAAGCAUUGGUAUAUUCCGUUAACUACAAAAUUUAGAAGUCCAUGCCAAAUUCUGUUUUAGAUUUUAACUUAAAAAGAAGUUGCUCAUAUGCCUUAAUGUGAGUCUUCACAUUGGAUUUUAUGCUUAUCGUUGUGUACUUGCAGUUGAAUCCUACCCCAACUAUUGAAGGUCAAUUAUUUUGUGUUAGUAGCUGUUAUAAACAUAGCCUUAAAAUUCAAUAAUGCACUUUAAAUUAUGCGUGCUAUUUAUGACUUUUGACAGUUAAGAAAACUGAUAGGUGUUUUUUGAUGGAGACAUAUAUCAAUAGUGUUUCCAGACAUAUAUUUGGGUAAAAUACUUCAAUUUCCCUAUUUCAGAUCAGGGAAGGGAAAAUAUAAAGCAGAUCAUUCAAAAGAAAUGAAACAUACUUGGACAGUAGUACCUGAGGUCCAUGUCUGGAGCACAAACAUAGCAAGUACUUAAUUAAUUUUACCUAGUAACUUUCUUGAGAUGCUUGCUUAAAAGAUUAAGUAAAUUUUACCCAUAAUUUUCUGUUUUUUAAAAUCCCUUAAAAUAAUCAACUGGCUACAGAUAUUGUAACUAAAAAUUUACCACUGGUUUAAAUAUAUUUGAUUUUCAUAUAAUUAUAAUAUUUUCCUGUUCUUCGGAAAAUAAGUACUAAAAUUCAAUCUUUAAUAUUUAUGUCCAUAUUGAUUUUUUUUAAACAACAUAAAUAAUUUUAUGGAAGUGUGAUGGUAUGGUCUGAACAAAAUCAAAAUUUCAAAUUUGGGAGAGUAUUAAAGAUUAUGAAAUGUUAUCUAUUAGAACUUAUGAUGCAGACCUCUAAAAGAAAUUCAGUGAAACUAAUUUGUAACUUUGAUUUUUAAGGCUAAAAUUAAUAUUCAUUUCAUACCCAGCUGUAGUAUUCUGGCUUCUAUUUUAUAUCACUUGUAUGGCUGGAAGUGAAUUGAUUUUAACCUAAUCCAGAAAGCAGAGUGACAGAAGUUGAAGACUUGUCUGUUUAGAACCUUAAUUGAAAUCUUCAGAUAUCACGUUCCUUUUAGAACCCCAAUAAUCGUGCCAAUUACAGAGAUACUCUUUUGGCUAAAAAAGGAACAAAUGGACUUUAAAGGCAAUGCAUUAUUUUAUAAACACUUAUAAAUGAUUGCCAAUUCCCCUUUUUUAUUUAUUUUUUUACCUUUUUAAUUUAUGGAAGAAAUUGCAUUGGGUAUGUAUCUCUGCAUCAUUUUGAUUAAACAGAUUAAUAUAGAAUGUAUUUUGUUUUUCUGGUCUAACACAUAUUUUUUCACCCUUUCUAUCAUUAACAUUAAAUUAUUUUCUUUCUUGCUUGUAGAGUAAUAUCUCUUCAACAUCAGGUCUUGUUUCUUUAGAUUUCUUGCCUAUCUUAUUUUUUCCCUCUGCAAACCUCUUUGCAUCUUGGCCAAGUUUGGAAUAAAUUCUGUUUCACCAUUAACUGCUUUAACUGUAAUAAAAUGAAAUUUAAAAGCUGAAAGGGCUCCAUUAUUUGACUCUAAUAGUAACAUAAUUUCCAUUGGUUUAUCUCUAAAAUAAAAUGCAUCAGGAGUCCUUAAAAUGCCGACCCUCUUAAAAGGAGUUGGAGAUCUCUAUCUAGCCCACAAGUUGAAAGAUGUCAAUUGAAUGAAAAAGCCUAAUAAUAUUCUAAGACCAGCCUUAAAAACUGCAGUAUGAAGUUUGGAUGUUAAUUGGAUAACAAGCAGGUGUGGACAUUAAUCCAGCCUUGUCCCAAUGCUUUCAUGAUUUACCCAAAAUGGCCAAAUAUAUAACUUAUGGUCUAUUUCCACAGAAAGACUCAGCUUGACCUUGGUCCUGAACUUUUAUUGUGUAGCAUUUGUAUAUAAAAUUCAACCAUGGGAUUCAUAUUCUGUGAAUUUUGAUAUUAGACUUAUUAUCUGUUAGAUAUUGUAUGUUACUGGUAUUAACCAGUGAAAUGGUUAAUCAUUUGCAAAUGUUUGAUUGUCAGUUAUGAUUUAGAUGUGUCACCCUCAGGAUAUGUUUUAUAAUGGUUUAGUACAUGAUACAGUAAAAAGUUCAGGAGAGAGUCACACUUUGGUAUAAAGGGACCCCAAAAAUUGCCAAAAUAAUGGCAUUUUAGAUUCUUCUUUACAGUGCCAACUUAUUGGAUUCCUGCAGAAUUGUCAGGUGUUUAAUACCUGGCAAAGAAGUGUUCCCCAUAAUUCAAGCAGAUUCUUAAAACAUUACUUUCUCUAUGUCCAAAUAUAAUUUUUUAUUUCAAGUAAAUUCUAUCAAAAUAGUUGAUUGAAAUGCUUGAAUUCUCUUAGUUAUAGAAAUAAGAUUUUAUGUUCCUUUAAGAAAAUUCAUGUGAAACCUAGAACAACAAUUUAUUGACAUCUAUCUUAACAAGGAUAAUCUGUUACAGAAUUUUAAUUUGAAAAUGACAAUCAUUUCUUAUGAAAUAAAUUAACACAGUAAGUGGUAAAUUGUUAAAUCAUAUAAAUAAUUUUAUAAACAACACAAAAAAUAGUGCCACUAAAAUGCUGGUAUGUUGACACGUUAGUAAAAAGCCACAAAAGUUAGUUACUUGGUUUCUGUUUUAAGUACAAUUGAUUACAAGACAUAGGCAUGAACAAUAUUUAUACAUAUAUAUUACAAAAUAGUGAGACAAUUUGAUUAUUCACAUUCUUUUUUUGCAAAGAAUGUAAAAUGCUAAUAAAAACCUGGGUAUUCAAUCUGUUAUGUAUUCAGAAAUUACAGUUUUAAGGAAUAAUUGUUAUUGUCUAUUUACCAGAACAUUUUCCAUUUUAAUUAUAUUCUUUUCCCAGUGCAAAAAGAAUAAAUUCCUUAAUUACAAGAUAAAUGAAUUUUCAGUAAUAUUUUCAACCACAUAUUGUUCAUUGUCUACUAUUAUUGUAUACUUUUUUCUACAUUCAUAGCCAUUUUCCUAAUAAGUUGUCAUUUUUUAAUGUUUAAAAUGAGCCCAAUUAAAAAGAUUUGCUUUACUUUUUAAAAUUAUGUUUGAAUAUAUUUAUGAAAGUUUAUAUUUAGUUAUACUUUAACUUUGGUAUCCAUAGUACUCUGUGAAAGAAACCAUUUUGAAUAUAUUUGAAAAUAGGCAGACAAAAAAACAAGAAAGUAAAAUAACAUUGAAAUAUUAAUAUAAGUUCCUGAAAGAAAAUAAUUUUGUUGUGAUGAAAAUGUUGGGAAAAAUUAUUGGAGACCUUAAUUGCUUACUUUGUUAGACUUGUUUCUGAAGAAUUCGUUCAUGCUAUUGAUUCCAUGGAUUGUGGUUUUAGCAAAGUAUAUCUCCCAUCGCCACCAUUUUAGUGUCUAUACAUUAAUUAUUAAAAAGAAAAGAAGUACGUUUUUAGACUUGUCUCUAAAUAAUGAGUUCAUGCUAUUUAUUCCAUGAAUUGUAGUUCUAGCAGAGUAUAUCUGCCACCACCACCACCAUUUUGUGUUUAUACAUUAAUUCUAAAAGGAAAGGAAGAAAAUCGUGAAUAAGAAGCCAGGGAAAUUGGGUUAAUCUCAUUUCCAACAACAGUAAUGGAUAGCCCCCUCAACCUUCCAUAUGGUGCUUUGUGUGUGUGUGCGAUGAGAGUAUGUAACAUAUGUUAUUAGUGCCUUAUUUUUUUUCACUUGACUUUAUUUCUUAUUUAAAGAGCCAUAUAUUUUAUGUGAGUAUUUUUUGGUCCCGCUAUUUAAAGUGCUGAUGAGACAGUACCCUUAGUGAUAUAUUGGCUACAUGUACCAGCCACUGUUAUCUCUAGAUUAGCAGGUUGGCCAAUGCAAUUUUCCUACGUUUGUUGCUCAUUUCUAAACUAUUAUAAAAACAAGAUCUUGAACACCAUGAAUUGAAAUCAUUAGAAUUGAAAUGUGUUUUGAUGCCACAAAAAAAGAGUGUGAUUUUUAAGGUUGACUACUGAAUAGAAAUGGUUUUCAAUUGUUAUCAAUCAGGACAAAAAAAAUACAUUUUAAAGAAGCAAUUAAAAUAAUUACAUGGUACUUACAAUUGUCUUUGGCAAUAUUUUAUCUGUAAUGUACUUCCAAACAUAUGCAGACCCGUGGUGUUUGCUAUUUAUAUGUAGUAGCUCCUUUACAUUCGGCUUUAUUGACAUCAAGCCAUAAUUUUUCACUAGAUUUCACUUUGCUCUUCUUCAUGUGCCUUUUGUUUUAGCUUUAUACAAGAAGCUGGUUUUGUUGUAUUCUUUUAUGUACCAUAAUAUAUAAUUCAGUAUUUCCUGAUGAAUGUAUGACAAAUAAUUAAAAUAAAUCAUGUACUUAGAAAAGACAAAGACACAGGUUGUAUAUGCAAAUAUGUGUAAAUAUUUGACAAGGAAAAAAUGUAAAAGAAAUCUUCCUGCCAAUAGAUAUGUCCUGCUGGAUAGGACCUGGAAAUUAGCGGAUUUUUUUUUUGUUGUUGUUUUUUAAACAGUGAAUUUAAAAAUCUAUUACCUCAAGAAUUUUCAGUGGACAUGUGUCAUUGUUCUGCUCUUUCAUAGUAAACACAGUCUCAUUUGCUGCUGGCAGUAAAAGCAACCCAAGUUUCAGAUCACACAAAUUUUCAGGGGCAAGUCUUUCAAAAGAUGGAUACCAUGUGCUAUUUUGGAGUCUGAUUUUGUAGUAAUGUCCCUAUACCUAUUGUUGUGGUUGGCUUAUUUUUGUUUGUUGUUUUUUUGGUUUUUAAAUGGAAAUGUAAUUGACUAUGAGAUGUGAUCUCAUGGAAGGGUCUAAUGACACUCUACUUGGAUGGAAACUAUUGUGGUGAUCAGCUCUUUGGACAGUUACUAUAAGCUGUUGUAUGGAUUUCUGUGGAGUGCUGUUUACUUGCAUGAUGUGUGCAAAACAUCGUGCAUCAUCAUCUAGCAAUGCCUAAUAAAAAUAUUUAAA